Messenger RNA from Sphaerodactylus townsendi, 2388 nucleotides. RefSeq names its product primase and DNA directed polymerase (gene PRIMPOL). The coding region runs from base 257 to 2017 and encodes 586 amino acids. Gene Ontology annotation, cellular component: nucleus; mitochondrial matrix. The transcript is spliced from 14 exons. Gene Ontology annotation, molecular function: chromatin binding; DNA-directed DNA polymerase activity. Gene Ontology annotation, biological process: replication fork processing; error-prone translesion synthesis; response to UV. Lineage: Eukaryota; Metazoa; Chordata; Lepidosauria; Squamata; Sphaerodactylidae. The record is from RefSeq and is a predicted model, not a curated record.
AGCGGGAAAGAGGGGCGGCCCCUGAAGUAGCAACGGCCGCAGCGGCCCCGGCAACAAGGAGCCUCAGCCAAUGAAGAGAGCGGGAAAAAGCGGUUGGGUCCGUUCUACGGGCUUGGGCUUCUUUCCCCCGUGGUUGAGGGGCUGCAAAACAGCUGCCGCCCGUCACGCGUCGUCCGAGACUUUUUCCUUCAUAUUUGCUGUGAUUAGGAGUCUAAUGAUUGAAUGUUACUGAUUACACCUCUUUCAAGUGCCAUUGAUGAGCACCAGGCAAACAAAGAGAAAGUGGGAAGAAAGAGUGAGAGACAUUGAAGAACUAGCAUCUCAGUACCAACGAAAGCCACUCUGCUCCCGAUAUAGGCCGCAGUUGUCCAAACCUUGCCAACCAUCCUCUGUUUGGAAGCUGUUUCAUCGCCAAACCCAAGCAUUUAACUUUGCCAAGAAUUGUAAAGAGGAUGUUCAUGUAUUUGCGUUGGAAAAGAACGCUGAAAACAAGCAGAGGUUUUAUCUGGUGACAACAUACACAGAACUUUGGUUUUAUUACAACAAACAUUAUGAAACAAGUCUCAUGCACUGCUAUGAAGUCAUUCCAGAAAACGCUGUUUGCAAAUUAUACUUUGAUUUGGAAUUUUACAUACCAGCGAAUCCAGGAGUUGAUGGGCAGCAGAUGGUUGCAGCUUUAAUAGAGUUCGUCAGUAAAAAAUUAGAACAACAUUAUGGAGUGAAAUGUUCAGCCGAAGAUGUCCUGAAUUUAGAUUCUAGCACGGAAGAAAAAUUUAGUUGCCACUUAAUAUUUCAGCUCCACAAAGCUGCUUUUAAAAAUAAUAUUGAUAUAGGUAACUUUUUAAGAACAGUUUUGCAACCUGCUAUUCUUCUAACUAAGAAUGAAGAUCCAUUGGUUUCAGAGAAGCAGGCGGUCACUACUGUUUCUCAGAGUUAUGGAGCUACCGCUUCUUUGCCUAGUUGCCUUGAAAACCAGACUAUAACCAAGGACAUGUCACAAAGCUGGCAGCUGAAUUCACACAGAACACAGGAGAAAAAUACAUCUCAAUGGACAGAAAAUCCAGAUCUUUCCUUUCUGAUAGUGAAUGGAAAACACGGAGGAAAGCAGCUAUUUGUGGAUCUUGGUGUUUAUACAAAGAACAGAAACUUCCGGCUGUACAAAUCAUCGAAAGCAGGAAACUGUGCCAUUUUAGACAUUGCUAAAGAUAACAAGUUUUUUCCUAAAUCUGUAAAGAAUACUUCUAUAGAAGAGCAAUAUUUCUAUUCCUCUUUGAUCUGUAAUGUGAGAUUUUCUAGUUGUUUAAAAAUUCUGUCCUGUGACAAGCCAGAAAAGACAAAAGAAACACCUGUUUGUUUAGACGGCAGCACUUCUAGUAGCAGCUCAGUCCCCAUUGGAGGAUACCAGAGUUCACCCUAUCCAGAAGUUGAUAACUUUGUUGUCUCUCUAGUCAAUAAAGAUAACAUUCAGGGAGGGAUACGACGAUGGAAUUAUUUUUCUCUUGAAGAGCUUCUUGUGUAUGACAUCUCUAAGUAUCGCUGGUGUAGAAAUAUUGGCAGAGCUCACAGAAGUAACAAUAUAAUGAUUAUAGUAGAUCUGAGACGGGAAAUCUGGUAUCAAAAAUGUCAUGAUCCUACUUGCAAAGUGCAGAACUUCAAGUCAGAAUGUUUUCCGUUACCAUCUAACAUAUGCCUCCCAUUCCUUUUCCAAGAGGAUGAAGACUAUGCAUAUAUAAUGGACAGAAAUGGGAACAUAAAAGAAGAAGCAAAGAUGCUGAAUUCCACAGAUGUGCCAUUAACAUCAAAACAUGAACAUCUGGCACAAACCAAGAAAAGUUCAAGUGUUGAGUGGGACGAUGAGCUUGAUGACAUGUGCUGUUUGGAAGCUUCAGAAGACGUGGAACUAGCUGAAGCUGUAUCUGAUUUGCACCCUCAGAGGAACUGGAUGGUUGAUGAAAUACCAGAUGACCUCCUAAUAGAUGCUUUUAGAACAUAUGAAGUGGAUAAAAUUCAGGUGUAAGCAUGCAAACAAGAUGGUGUUGUCUUGGAACAGUAACAAUGUCUUAAUUAUUAAUCUAGAUUGGAAUACCCACAUUAGCUCUAUUCAGGGGCCUUUGCUACUCAUAGGAAGGGGGUACUAUAGGAUUAACUGUUUAACAGAAAAUAUUUUUUUCUCCAUUCCAGGGUGGGGUCCUUUCUUCCUAACUUAGACUUAAACAUAUUGGUUAGAACAGACUUUGCUUGCACAAUCUCUUGAUCACUGUAAAAUGAAUUUUCACAAGCAGGUUCAAUGAGAUAGUAUUGUCUUUAUCAUUUUAGCUAGAAUGCAUUACGACCUUUCUUAUGUACACUGUUAUCUGCAUUUUUCACAAAUAAAUUUUUUUACAAAUA